CUAUAUCUACGUUACCCCUCCCCCCUACUUCUCUUCUUACAAUCUCUCCUCACCGGCAACCACCACAGAUCACCGGAAGACCUACAUUCAACGACGUCGUAUCACCAUCUCCGUCGCAAAAAUGGACGCAAAUUCAGCCGAAUUAGAAGCAAUCCUGAAGCAAAUCGAGCUUGCAAGCAGUAGCAGCAGCAGCAGCAGCAACAUCAACAACGACGAUCACGGAUGGAAAACGGUGUCGUAUAAGAAAUCAGGACGUAAAUUCACCAACAAAGCACCUGAACAGUACUCCGAUCACAACUCCGGUGACGUUUUCCGGCCGAUUGAACAGAUGUCGGAGGAUCGUCGACGACGAGUUGUUGAAUCUCAGAAAGCUGCGUUCGAUGCGAUCGAAGCUGCGGUUGCGGAUGAUGAUGCUGCUGUUCGUGAUCGUAACGACGGUGAGGAUUACGGCGGAGAUGCGGUGGUUGUUGCCGGAGAGUUGAACUUGAAGAAGAGUAAACCUAAGAAGAAGGUAAAGAAGGUGAAGGUUAGCGUUGCCGAGGCUGCUGCGAAGGUUAAUGAUUCUGAUCUUGCGGUUUUUCUAGCUGAUGUAACGGAAUCGUAUGAGUCGCAACCGGAUGUAAUGUUGAUGCGAUUUGCGGAGUAUUUUGGUCGAGCGUUUGCUUCGGUCAGCGGUUCACAGUUUCCGUGGAUGAAGACACUCAAGGAAGCUACUAUUGAGAAGAUGACUGAUAUUCCUCUGUUGCAUAUAUCUGAAGAUGUUUAUAGGACUGCUACAGACUGGCUUAACCUCCAACCUAUUGACGCCCUUGGGUCGUUUACGUUGUGGUGUUUAGAUAGCAUAAUGGCUGACCUGGCUCACCACCAAGGAGCCGUCAAGGGUUCAAAGAAGGUGGUUCAGCAGCCAACUUCUAAAUCUCAGGUCGCCAUAUUUGUGGUCCUAGCAAUGGUAUUACGGCGUAAACCUGAUGUAAUGAUCGGUAUUUUACCCAUAGUAAAAGAUGGUUCCAAAUAUCAAGGGCUAGAAAAGCUUCCAGUCUUAGUGUGGGCUAUCACACAGGCUUCUCAAGGUGACCUGGUUGUGGGGCUGUUCAUGUGGGUGCGCCUGCUCUUGCCGUUAGUUUGCAGUAAAUCGUGUAAUCCUCAAUCCAGAGACCUUAUUUUGCAAUUAGUUGAGAGGAUUUUAUCUUUCCCUAAAGCUCGUGCAAUUUUAGCAAAUGGUGCUGUGAGAAAAGGGGAGCGUGUGGUGCCACCCUCCGCCCUCGAGCUUUUGAUGGGACCCACAUUCCCUGCUCCUACAGCUCGUGUCAAGGCAACUGAGAGAUUUGAAGCCAUCUAUCCCGUCUUGAAGGAAGUUGCUAUUGCUGUUGCACCUGGCAGUAAAGCUAUGAAGCAACUUACACAGCAGUUGUUACCCGUUGCUGCAAAAGCUGCUGGGAAAGGUAACUCUGCUCUAGCAAAUGAAGCAAGUGACAUAUUCUUGUGGUGUGUAACUCAAAGUCCAGACUGUUACAAACAAUGGGAUGAUAUAUAUCUGGAUCAUCUUGAAGCUAGUGUGGUUAUUCUAAGAAAACUGUCUGACCAGUGGAAGAUUCACUCGGAUAAGCUUUCCAGUCUCGAUCCUUUGAAAUCUGCGUUGAAGAGUUUCAGGGAUAAGAAUGAGACGGCAAUGGCUGGUGGAGAUGAACGUGAAGCUUUGUUGAAAGAAGCAGACAAGCACUGCAAGACUAUUUUGGGCAAGUUUUCACGUGGGCACGGUUGCUUGAAGGCAACUGUAUUUCUGACAGUUACAAUGGCUGUUGGGGUGGCGGUGAUCAUCAAAGACCAUCGGGUAUGGAACCUGAAGGAACUGGUAGAUGUUGAUUUGUCUCGUGCUUUUAGUUCUCUCUCUCAUUGAAUAAUCAGCAAACGCCAAUAAGGAUAUUGAGGUAAAUAGUUGAAAUAAUGGGUCAAAUGAGAUAAAUGAGCCCGUUUUAGGAGCUCGUAUCGUUGUGCUUUAGUAAGACAUAGAUAGAGAACAAACAUGACGGGUCAGGUCAGGUCGGAAGUUUAUGGUAUACCUGAAACAAGAUAGACAAAGGUGGUUUGCUUUUUUUUUUUUUUCUAUCAAUAAAAUCCGGAAUAGUAAUCUCUUAUGCUGAGUGCGAGUUAAAUGUGACAAGGUGUGCUAUAUUUAUUGUU
Messenger RNA from Helianthus annuus (common sunflower), 2181 nucleotides. RefSeq lists its product as uncharacterized. Gene Ontology annotation, cellular component: Golgi apparatus; endoplasmic reticulum. The transcript is spliced from 10 exons. Lineage: Eukaryota; Viridiplantae; Streptophyta; Magnoliopsida; Asterales; Asteraceae. The record is from RefSeq and is a predicted model, not a curated record. The coding region runs from base 122 to 1897 and encodes 591 amino acids.